AACCCCCCUUGGCCUUGCUAGUACCGGAAGUAGUCGUUCAUUUGUCGUCUUCUGUUGUGUGGCGUUUGGCGCAACCAGAGCGUACUUGAUUCGGCAAGAGAAGAGCCUGUAGUGUCGCAGUCAUGCCGCCUGGGCCUGUGCAGAUCAUGCAGCCGGAGCUAACGUUAAAUAACAAGGAGCAGAAAGAAGAGACUCCAGCCACAAAGCCCAUUGUUGGAAUCAUCUAUCCGCCUCCUGAAGUCCGGAACAUUGUUGACAAGACUGCCAGCUUCGUGGCCAGGAAUGGACCUGAGUUCGAGGCCAGGAUUCGACAGAAUGAAAUCAACAACCCAAAAUUCAACUUCCUCAACCCCAACGACCCUUACCAUGCUUACUACCGCCACAAGGUCAACGAGUUCAAGGAGGGUAAAGCUCAGGAACCGUCUGCGGCGGUGCCUAAAGUCAUGCAACAGCAAGCAUCACAGCAGCUUCCUCAGAAGGUUCAAGCGCAGGUGAUCCAUGAGACGGUGGUGCCCAAGGAGCCUCCACCUGAGUUUGAGUUCAUUGCCGACCCUCCCUCCAUCUCAGCCUUUGACCUGGAUGUGGUGAAGCUGACCGCACAGUUCGUCGCCCGAAAUGGCCGUCAGUUUCUCACGCAGCUGAUGCAGAAGGAGCAGAGGAACUACCAGUUUGACUUCCUGCGACCACAGCACAGCUUGUUCAACUACUUUACAAAACUGGUGGAACAGUACACAAAGGUUUUAAUCCCUCCAAAAGGUCUUUUGCUGAAACUGAAGAAGGAAGCAGAGAAUUCUCGUGAGGUCUUGGACCAGGUCAGAUAUCGCGUGGAGUGGGCCAAAUUCCAGGAACGAGAGAGGAAGAAGGAAGAGGAGGAGCGAGAGAAGGAGAGGGUGGCUUAUGCUCAGAUUGACUGGCAUGACUUUGUGGUCGUGGAGACGGUGGACUUCCAACCAAAUGAACAAGGUAAUUUCCCUCCUCCCACUACUCCUGAGGAGCUGGGCGCUCGUAUCCUGAUCCAGGAGCGCUAUGAGAAAUUUGGAGAGAGUGAAGAGGUGGAGAUGGAGGUAGAGAGUGAAGAUGAAGAGGAUGAGAGAGGGGGCAGGGAGGACAGACACGCAGCUCAGCUGGACCAGGACACACAGCUGCAGGACAUGGACGAGGGCUCUGAUGAAGAGGAUGAUGGCAUGAAAGCUCCUCUACCCCCUGAUAACCCCAUGCCACCACCUCUGCCCCCCACCCCAGACCAGGUUAUCAUUCGCAAAGACUACGACCCCAAGGCCUCUAAGUCCCUGCUCCCCAUGGUCUCCUCUGACGAGUACCUCAUCUCCCCCAUCACGGGUGAGAAGAUCCCAGCCAGUAAGAUGCAGGAGCACAUGCGCAUCGGCCUUCUGGAUCCCCGCUGGCUGGAGGAGCGUGACCGCAACAUCCGAGAGCGUCGGAUCGAGGAGGAGGUGUACGCUCCCGGCCUGGACAUCGAGAGCAGCCUGAAGCAGCUGGCCGAGAGACGUACCGAUAUCUUUGGUGUGGAAGAAACGGCCAUCGGUAAGAAGAUCGGAGAGGAGGAGAUACAGAAGCCUGAGGAGAAGGUCACAUGGGACGGUCACUCAGGCAGUAUGGCUCGUACCCAGCAGGCGGCUCAGGCUAACAUCACCCUGCAGGAGCAGAUCGAAGCCAUCCACAAAGCUAAAGGUCUGGUGCAGGAGGACGACACCAAGGAGAAGAUCGGCCCGAGCAAGCCCAAUGAGAUGCCUCAGCCGCCCAUGUCAUCAGCAGCCUCCAGCAUGCCCAAACCCAACCCACCAAUCAACACCAUGCCCAGACCUCCUGUGAGUCUCAAUCUGUUUCUGCAUUCAAGAAUGGCACCCCAAGUACGGACCACUUUGCUUCCUGCUGUGCCAGUCAUACCCAGACCUCCAGUUUCCCCUGUGGUGCGCCUGGGCCCUGGACAAGUUCUGGCUCCCAUGCCACCCAUGCUCCACGCCCCACGCAUCAAUGUGGUGCCCAUGCCACCCUCAGGACCCCAUAUUAUGGCACCCAGACCUCCACCUAUGGUGGUCCCUGCUGGUUUUGUACCCGCUCCCCCUGUGCCUCAACCUCCCAGCUCUGUUUCCGCCCCCAUGCCUCCUGCUCAUCCUCCACCUCCUCACGAGGACGAGCCUUCCAGCAAGAAAAUGAAGACCGAGGACAACCUGAUUCCAGAAGAGGAGUUCCUGCGCAGGACCAAGGGACCUGUUGCAGUCAAAGUGCAAGUGCCCAACAUGCAGGACAAGACCGAAUGGAAGCUGAGUGGCCAAGUGCUAAACUUCAACCUGCCUCUCACAGACCAGGUAUCUGUCAUCAAGGUUAAGAUCCAUGAAGCCACUGGUAUGCCGGCUGGAAAGCAGAAGCUGCAGUAUGAGGGUAUUUUCAUCAAAGAUUCCAACUCUCUGGCAUAUUACAACAUGAACAAUGGCUCCGUCAUCCAUCUGGCCCUUAAGGAGAGAGGAGGAAGGAAGAAGUAGAUCGCUCAUGUUUUCUGUUUCAAAUCUUUCACAUUUAUUAUUGUGCUUAUAAUCCUGCUACAUUUGUACACUUCACAGGACUUGUGCUGUGCUCUUUAGAAAAACUGUAAUGCAAAGUAAUGUGUCUUGUGAUGUUGUACCAAUGUGUGUAACAUUCAAUGCAUGAAUGAUUAAAUAACAGCACAUUUAAUAUUGGCAGUAGUCUCCUAGCAAACCGCUUGUAGACUGUUUUUAGUUGCACUUCUUUUUAUUGAAGUGAUUGUGUGAAAUAAAUAUCUGCAAAUUUGAAGUUCAGUUUUGAAACAUCACAUUUUGUGGGAUAUAUAUUAAACGCAUAAAAAUGUACCUUAGGAUAAUGUACCUAAUAAAUUUCAAUAAGUAAUGUUA
Molecule: messenger RNA, 2888 nt
Organism: Rhinichthys klamathensis goyatoka
Lineage: Eukaryota; Metazoa; Chordata; Actinopteri; Cypriniformes; Leuciscidae
Gene: sf3a1
Product: splicing factor 3a, subunit 1
Exons: 16
Coding region: 123-2501 (792 amino acids)
Biological process (GO): regulation of alternative mRNA splicing, via spliceosome; mRNA cis splicing, via spliceosome
Cellular component (GO): catalytic step 2 spliceosome; U2 snRNP; U2-type prespliceosome
Molecular function (GO): RNA binding; protein binding
Source: RefSeq, a predicted model, not a curated record